AUGGACACGGUGACCAUCCCGAAACCGCGCCACCUGGAGACACCGCAGGAAACAACGGAACGCGAACGAUGCGAACAAUGGACAGACCAACUCUUCCGUACCUCACCCAUGGUCCGCUUCAUGGCCAAACACCUCACAUUACUCGACUGUGAUCCUCUCUCCCCUCGACCCGCUCGACCCGCUCUCCCCUCCUCCUCUUCUUCCUCUUCGUCUUCCACCGCAACACCGCCUCCGGGACCCAAACUAGUCAUCACCCCCUGCCCACCAUCAAUAGCAGGUGGAUUCUCCCCCUCGCUGCCCACAGAACCCACCUCUGCGUCUUCGAUCCUUAUCUGUUCCAACCGAAUCUUUUCCAAAUCGCAUCUGGAAGAUACUCUGUCGCAUGAGAUGCUACACUGGUUCGACCACUGUCGUUUCCUAGUUGAUUGGUCUAACAUCCGACACCACGCUUGCAGCGAGAUCAGAGCGGCAAACUUAAGCGGAGACUGCGGUUUUGCGAGGGAGUGGAAGAGAAGGAUUUACGGCUUCAAACUUCAACAUCAGCACUGUGUGAAAAGGAGAGCAGCGUUGAGUCUCUUGAUACAUCCAGCGUGUGAUGGGGAUAUCGAAAAGGCGGAAAGGGCGGUAGAUGAGGUGUUUGAGAGUUGUUUUGGUGAUACCAGGCCGUUUGAUGAGGUGAGUAGUGCCGGUUGA
Ustilago hordei is the source of this 693-nucleotide messenger RNA. RefSeq lists its product as uncharacterized. The transcript has a single exon. Gene Ontology annotation, biological process: mitochondrial protein processing; mitochondrial proton-transporting ATP synthase complex assembly. Gene Ontology annotation, molecular function: metalloendopeptidase activity. The record is from RefSeq and is a predicted model, not a curated record. Gene Ontology annotation, cellular component: extrinsic component of mitochondrial inner membrane. NCBI's taxonomy places the organism in Eukaryota, Fungi, Basidiomycota, Ustilaginomycetes, Ustilaginales, Ustilaginaceae. Bases 1 to 693 code for a protein of 230 amino acids.